Molecule: messenger RNA, 1970 nt
Organism: Cyprinodon variegatus (sheepshead minnow)
Lineage: Eukaryota; Metazoa; Chordata; Actinopteri; Cyprinodontiformes; Cyprinodontidae
Product: piggyBac transposable element-derived protein 2-like
Exons: 2
Coding region: 103-1848 (581 amino acids)
Source: RefSeq, a predicted model, not a curated record
GCGACCCUACCUGGUUCCAGGGGCCCGUCUUGACCAGCGGGUGGACCGCAGUGUUUGAGGAGCUGGCACAUCCCAUCUUUGUUUCAAAUUUCCUCGUUUCAGAUGGACGCCUCACCCUUCUGCGGAGUCCCGCCCAUCGACAGUGACGACAGCUGCCUCAGUGACCGUGACAGCGACGAUGACAGCAGAGCGACUCCAAGUGACGACAGCAGCACUGAUGAAGACUCUGACUUGAAUGAUGACACAGCCGCCAGCACCGGGGCUCCCACUACGAGGCGGCAAUCGGCCGCCGCUUCGAGGAGAUGGGAAGAGGUAGCGUGGGACGGUGCGCAGAAGCAGAACUUCACAAAACAAUUCCCGGUUUGGCAAGGCACCCUCCCUGACGCCGAUGAAACCAGAGAACCCGUCCAAUACUUCCGGGACUUUUUUGACGCCGGGCUUUUGGAAACCAUCGCUCAACAAAGUAAUCUCUAUUGUGCACAAGAAAAUCCAAACUGUGCUCUGAGAUUGGAUCAGAGUGAGCUGGAGCAGUUUAUUGGGAGUGUCAUUUAUAUGAGUGUGGUACGCUUGCCGAGGUUAAGAAUGUACUGGGCCACUGAGUGUCGGGUACCGCAGGUGGCUGAUGUGUUGUCUCGAGACCGCUUUGAAGAAAUUUCAAAAUUCCUCCACUUCAAUGACAACAACCACAUGGCAGCCAGCAAGGACAAGCUUUUUAAAAUCCGACCUGUUGCUGAUUCUCUUCUCCAAAAAUUUCAGGCUCUCCCUCAAGACCAAAUGCUGUUUAUCGGUGAACAGAUUGUCCCUUUCAAAGGCAGAUCUAUUCUAAAGCAAUACAUGCCAAAGAAGCUACAUAAAUGGGGCUAUAAAAUUUUUGUACUUUGCGACACAAAAGGCCUGGUUCAUGCGUUUCAUAUAUACACAGGGAAAACGGAUCCAGAACCUGGGGAUCCUGACAUCGGGGCAAAUGGAAAUAUCGUCUUAAGGCUCGCAAAAGCCGUCCACUCCCCUGUGGAUCACCUGCUGUAUUUCGACCACUGGUUUUCCUCCUUGGAUUUGUUUGCUGCACUUGGGAAUAAGGGGGUACCGGCGCUUGGGACCAUGCAGGAAAACCAACUCCAGGGGUGCCGUUUCAGCAGCGACACAGAUAUGAAGAAACAGGGAAGAGGGACGUUUGAAGAGAGACGGGUCGCCAUUGACAACGUGGAGAUAAGAGCAGUCAAAUGGUUCGACAGUAGAGCCGUGAUCAUUGCCAGCAACUUCCCCGGCGCCCGUUCUGUUUCCAGAGUCAGGAGAUGGGACAAAAACUUGAAACACAAUGUUUUUGUGACAUGCCCAAGCAUCAUUAGCCUGCACCAUAAGUUCUUAGGCGGCUUCUAUGCUCUCAGAGAGCUUAUUGCAUCUAACCGCAUCCAGUUUAGGUCCAAAAAGUACUACCAUAGGUUCUUUUUCUACUUUAUCGAUAUAGUUAUUGUAAACAGCUGGCUGCUGUAUCAGCGGGACUGUGAUUCGCUGGAUGUUCCCAGGAAGGAGCAGAAGGAUCUGCUUGCUUUUAGGACAUCGAUAGCACAGGCACUCUGCAUGCAGUACGAGGAAAUUUCCAACAUUAAGAGGGAGCCGCCUUCAUCUGAUGUUGAAAUCCAGAAAAAGAAAUAUCGAGGUCCAAAUAAGGCUCUGCCGACGCUGGAAGUCCGUUCAGAUGCUGUGGGUCACUGGCCACUGGUUGUAAGUGAGCGGCGACGCUGCAAGCGGUCCAAAUGUAAAGGCCAGAGCACCUACACAUGCUCCAAGUGUAAUGUGCAUCUGUGCCUCAACAAGAACAACAACUGCUUUAGAGAAUUUCACAAAUAACAGUAGUUUCUUCUCUAGAGCAGAGGCAUCUUUAGGAUUCAAGCUGUAUUCCAAACACUGACGAAGGAACAGCGUCAAUGUUUAUUUUAAAACUCGUUAACUCGCUAAACUCGUUGAGAUGU